Hymenoscyphus albidus is the source of this 1201-nucleotide messenger RNA. Lineage: Eukaryota; Fungi; Ascomycota; Leotiomycetes; Helotiales; Helotiaceae. The record is from the annotation of a GenBank genome assembly.
GAAUAUAUAACCUUGCAAAGAAUGUACAUUAGUACCCUUCAAGAUCACAACCUUCAAGUGUUCCAAGUGCUUGGCAAAAACCCAAAGGUCACGGGCGGCGAAUUCCAACCUUGCAUCAUACACGUGAUUGUGUGGCCACUUUAGUUAAAUCUUGGGUAGAUAGUUCUCUCCCCAACUUAUCACCACCAAAACAAAGCCAACAUGAGCGACUCAACGUCACUCCCAAUCGCAUUCGCGCCCCCGCCGUGGACACUCAAAGCUACACUCUACUCAUUCCUCAUCUACGUAACCCCCCAAGAAGCUCUUGAGUUGUCUGAGAACCAAUUCAUAUAUGCUCCUUUGGAAGCCAAGUCCAGUGGAGCCGAGGACAAAUUCCUGGGUGGUCUUGCAACCGUGCAAAUAUUUCGAUAUUCCGAGAGUCCCGCGGGGCCUUAUGAUGAACUUCUUAUUGUCCCGGGGAAGUUUGAGUAUGAUUUUGAUGUCGAGGGAAAAGGGACGGAGAAGAGGACGAACUUGAGGGUUUCAAGAAUUUAUGUUAGUCAGGAGAAAACCUGUUGGAAUGGGCGGAAGAGUGAGUUUUCUUUUUUAUAUUAAGACAUCUUGCAAGAGGGAAUUAUGAAAUACUAAUCGAAACUAAUAGAUUGGAAUAUUCCCAAACAUCUGGCUCAUUUCAAGUUCCAAGAUCUCCCCAACGGCGCCACAAAGAUUUCAGUUUACCCCCUGGAGCUGGAUACUGCUGGAAUAGAAUCCAGGAUACCCGCCCUCCCUUUCUUCUCAGCAAUCUACAAGGACACGCCCUACUUCCCCAGUUUUCCCUCUUCGACCGAGACAGCCAAGUACUUCGGUCUCGACCUGAAUCUUGUGCAACCUCCUCUCCCAGAAGGAAAAGGGGCUUUAGGUGAACUUCCCGGUACUGGUCAAUGGUGUAAACUCUUGCCUGUGAUUACAUCCCCAAAGAUAUCGAUAGGAUGGUGGGAUAUGAAGAGUGGAGAUGCUCACCAAGAGGAUUCUCUACUUGAGAGAGAAGGUAACGAGGCGACGAGUGCGGGCUUUGAGAAUUGGUGGCCCGGGAUUGGAAGAUGGAGGUUUGGAAUGAAGAUGGAAGAUGCGACUAUUUUGUUUGGGGUGCCUGAGACGUGGGAGAGAAAGAAUGGGACACAUACUGAAUAGUAUUGAACGGAUUCGUGGGGCUCUUGCGUGU